Molecule: messenger RNA, 3699 nt
Organism: Cyphomyrmex costatus
Lineage: Eukaryota; Metazoa; Arthropoda; Insecta; Hymenoptera; Formicidae
Exons: 4
Coding region: 1-3699 (1232 amino acids)
Biological process (GO): proteolysis
Molecular function (GO): aspartic-type endopeptidase activity
Source: RefSeq, a predicted model, not a curated record
AUGCGGCUCCGAGAGGAGCAACGGAAAAUGAGAGCCGAGCACGCGGAGACGACGCGACUGCGUGAUGCUGAGUUGCUGCGACUUCGAGAGGAGCUGCGUAGCACAUCACAGAUAAGUCCUUCCCAUAAGAUCAAGGAAGUGUAUGAGAUUUACACAAAGAAGGCAGCCAUUGAUUCCACAUUUGAUGGGAAGCAAGUUGAUAAUCUCCAGGUACCUGAGAAGAAUGUGAAUUCUCAGAGAAUUAAUUUACGCCUUGCGGCUCUAAAAGAGAAUUGGGAUAGAUUUCUCAUAAAUCAUGAAGCCAUUUUGUUGUCAAUUAAACAAUUGGAGGAGGAGGAUGAGUUUAUUAUUCGAAAUAGUUUGUAUUUCACAGAUAAUUAUUUUUCGAGUACUAACGAGAGUUACUUAGAGUCAGCGGAGCGUAUGAAUUCUCUUGUUGAAUCACGCUCUGAUCAGAGUAGCAUUCCAGGGAGAACCUCCGUCACGACGUCUUCUCAAGGGUUAACCACGUCGACGGCCUCAUCGAGUCUCCCUGCCGUAUAUCAUCAUUCAAGGCUUCCUCGGUUACAGUUACCGAAAUUUAACGGCACGCCUUCAGAUUGGUUGCAAUUUAAAGAUCUCUUUUGUUCUUUAGUUAUCGAUAAUCCAACAUUGUCGGCUGUGGAGAAACUGCAGUAUUUAAAGACCAGUUUGACCGGUUCUGCUAGUUACAUGCUGACGAAUACCGCACUUACUGCAGAUAAUUUCUCUAAAGCCUGGAACGCUCUAAUUUCUUUUUACGAGAAUAAAAGACUCCUUGUUAAUGCUACCCUCAGUUCUCUUUUUAGUCUUAAACGCAUGACUAAAGAAUCUGCUGCUGAGCUUGAGAGAUUAUACACGACUGUAACUCAGAUUUACACAACUUUUGAAACUCUCGGACGACCUAUUGAUUCGUGGGAUGAUAUCUUAAUUUUUACAGUUACUCAACGACUAGAUCCUGAAUCUGUCAAAGUAUGGGAGCAAACUAUCGGUUCAUCUAAAGAGCUUCCUACUUGGAAUCAAUUCUUGGAAUUCUUUAUAACACGACUGGUUACCUUACAAAAUUAUGAAAAAUCGAGAUCAGGUAAGCCCUUCCAAUCCAUUCAAAAUUCUCAAAGGCUUCAUUUUCAGGGAAAAGUUAAAGAUAACGAUUCCAAAGCGUGUCCCUUCUGUGAGGAAGCACAUUGGCCAUACAAUUGCCCUCUCUACAAAAACAAGCCAUUAUCCCAACGAUUCGCACUUGUUAAACGAAUGCGUCUAUGUUAUAACUGUUUCGGACCACAUCGAGCCUUGCAAUGCCGGAUGUCGGUCCAUUGUAAAAAAUGUGCUGGGAAGCAUCAUGUCUCCCUCCACCGUGGAGACUUUGAAGGUGCGAAGGCUACAGUUGCUUCUUCCAACCCAUCUGAAACUAACAAAACAGAGAAUUCGACCCAUACCGUCUUGCUAGCAACUGCUCUUGUUUCUGUUCUCUCUCCCAACGGACAUAGUUGUCAAGCUCGUGCUCUCAUCGAUCAAGGAUCAGAGAUAUCAUUAAUUACUGAACGGUUAGCACAACAAUUACAUUUAUCUCGAGUCAAAUCAAAUAUCUCCCUAAUCGGAGUCGGUGGAAAAAAGUGCAACAAUUCCCGAGGAAUUGUUUCUUUGCAAUUAAAGCCUCAUUUCGAAUCAUCGUUCGAAUGUGUUGUAACCGCUCAUGUUUUGCCACGAUUAACUACUUCGUUACCUCCUGCUUCUCUCAAGGCUGGCACCUGGUCACAUUUAAAAAACUUACAAGUAGCAGAUCCCAACUAUCUUCAGUCUCGUCAAAUUGAUCUCUUACUCGGCGCCGAAGUCUAUUGUCAGAUUCUUCAAGAAGGAAUCGUGAAAGGACCUAUCGGGUCUCCUAUGGCUCAAUUUACUGAGCUAGGAUGGAUAAUCUCAGGUCCCACUCACUCCGGAACCUCUCCUAAUAGUUCUUUUAGUUUUCACAUAUCCAUUGAUGAAGACCUCUACCGUUUAGUGCACAAGUUUUGGGAGAUCGAUGAAGUACCUACAACUAACACCAUUCUUUCUGUCGACGAUCAAGCAUGCGAAGAUCAUUUCUUGUCCACCCAUUCUCGCACUCGAGAUGGAAGGUAUAUUGUUAGAUUACCUUUCAAGAAGUCAGUUGAUAACCUCGGCAAUUCUCGGCAAAGGGCCUCUCGGAUUAUGUUGAGACUUUCUCAUAAAUUUUCGUUAGAUUCUACUUACGCAAAGCAGUAUGCGGAGUUCCUGACCGAGUACGAACAGCUGGAUCACAUGAGGUUGGUCCCUCUUGAUUUACCGGAACCUCCGUUUGUAUACUAUUUGCCGCAUCACGGAGUAAGGAGAGAGCAAAGCCUCACCACUAAGCUUCGUGUUGUAUUUAACGGAUCCAGCGCUUCGUCCUCGGGGUAUUCCCUAAAUGACUUGUUGCAUACGGGAGCUAAGCUGCAAAUUGAUUUGUUCGACGUGCUUAUUUGGUUCCGUCAAUUUCAUUAUGUAUUUUCCUCAGAUAUGGAAAAAAUGUACCGCCAGAUAGGUGUUCAUUCCGACGAUUGGAACUUUCAACGAAUUCUUUGGUGCGAUGAAUCACACAAUUUAAAAGCAUAUCAACUAACGACAGUUACUUAUGGCCUAGCUUGUGCCCCUUUUCUCGCGUUACGCACCAUCCAGCAGUUGUUACACGAUGAAGGUUCCAAGUACCCUAUGGCGGUUUCAAGUCUACAAAAAGGACGGUAUGUGGACGAUCUGUUUGGCGGAGCAGAUAGCAUAGAACAAGCGCAAGAAGUGGUCUCUCAAUUAAAUCAACUGUGCAUGGCGGGCGGAUUUAAACUUAAAAAAUGGUCCUUUAACCAUUCGGAAAUUCUUGUCUCGAUUCCCAAGGACGAGCAGAUCUCCUGUUUAACCAUAGGGCUAGACAAUGAUACGAUUAUUCAUACUCUUGGGUUGCAAUGGCUACCAUCUAGCGAUAUGUUUCAAUUCACGUUUAACUAUGAAACUACCGCUGAAGUUACCAAACGCAAUGCCCUCUCGACAAUUGCCAGGAUCUUCGACCCUUUAGGACUUCUAUCACCAAUCAUCAUAGUCGCCAAAAUCUUUAUUCAGGAAUUAUGGUCACUAAAGAUAGGUUGGGAUGAACCCUUACCUCCCCAUAUAGCAGAUAAAUGGCAUAAGUUUUUAGACGCUCUUCAUGAAAUACCUAAGAUUGCUAUCCCUCGGUGGAUAGGGUUUUCCAGACACAGCCUAGUCGAAGUCCAUGGCUUCUCAGACGCCUCCCAAAAGGCCAUGGCUGCUGUCGUUUAUUUCAGGGUCACUAACUCAGUAGGGCAUACCACUGUUUAUUUCGUGGCAUCCAAGACUAAAGUAGCUCCUUUAAAACGAAUCACCAUUCCGAAGCUAGAAUUAUGUGGAGCCGUAUUACUCACUAAGUUAGUCUUCCACAUUUUGUCUAUACUUGAACUCGGAAAUUCACCUGUUAUUCUUUGGACUGAUUCAGCAAUCACUCACGUUUGGUUGAACAACCAUCCAUCGAGAUGGAAAGAAUUUGUGCGUAAUAGAGUCAGUUACAUUCAAGAGACCUUACCUCAAGCUGAGUUGAGAUUUGUCCCCGGCCAUCACAAUCCAUCAGAUAUCGCCACCAGAGGUGCUACGCCCUCUCAACUGUCAAAUCACUCUGAAUGA